UCAUACUCUCUCUAAAUCAAACAACUGCCAAAGGUGGAAAAAGAUAAAGGGGAGAGGAAGAAGAAAAAGGAUUACUUCUUCCUAAAAGACAAACCAAACCAACUUUCACAAAUCAACUGCUAUACUUGCAAGGCUUUUCCAACAUAAAGUCUGGAUAUAAACCAACUUGAGGAGAGAAAAUUAAUAUCCAAAGGGAGAAAAAAAGAAACCCUCCCACUGAUGAAGAUGGGUUUUAGGAGCUACCAUGUAGAGGACAAAAACUUGUGCUCUCAAGCUCCUACUUUCAUUGAAUGGCUUAAGCCAUCUUCAUCACUAUCAUCAUCCUCAUCCUCUUCUUCUUCUUCUUCUUCUUCUUCUUCGUCUUCGUCUUCCUCUUCUUCUUCUUCUUCUGUCACUCAAGAAGUUCAGUUUAUGAACCCCAUGACUAUCAUGAAACUGCCGGUGGUCUCAUUUCAACAGCAGCAGCAACAAGAUUUUCAUCAGCUGGGGCAGGAAACUAUUCAAUGUCUACCUCUUUUGAGCAGGCUCAAUGAGAACAAACCAUUGAAAGAGGAAGGUGCUAGAAUAAUGCAAAAGGAAAUGGGUAUUGGGAAUGUUAAAGAAGAAAAGAUAGAGAAAGUUACAGUUUCCUUGCACAUUGGGUUACCUAACAGUACAACCAGAGAUAAUCCUGUUGUUGAAAAUAAGAUUUUUAAGGAAGAAGAACCCAUCAAGAAAACCAUCCAUGGAUGUUCUUUCAACACAGAGAGUAGGUUUUGGAUCCCAACUCCAGCACAGAUCCUUGUCGGGCCGAUGCAGUUUGCUUGCUCUAUAUGCAGCAAGACAUUCAAUAGGUACAAUAACAUGCAGAUGCAUAUGUGGGGGCAUGGAUCUGAAUAUAGGAAAGGGCCAGAUUCACUUAAAGGAACACAACCAGCAGCAAUGCUGAGGCUGCCCUGCUAUUGCUGUGCUCAAGGCUGCAAAAACAACAUCAACCAUCCGCGAGCAAAGCCAUUGAAAGACUUUCGAACACUUCAAACUCACUACAAAAGGAAACAUGGUGCAAAGCCCUUCAUGUGUAGGAAAUAUUGUGGCAAAACAUUUGCUGUCAAGGGGGAUUGGAGAACACACGAAAAAAAUUGUGGCAAGUUGUGGUAUUGCACUUGUGGCUCUGAUUUUAAGCACAAAAGAUCCCUAAAAGAUCACAUUAGGUCAUUUGGCAAAGGCCAUUCUCCUUAUCCUUCUCUUGAAGGAUUUGAAGAUGACAAGGAAUGCAUCACUGGCUCUGAAGACGAAUUUGCUCACUAGAUCACGUACUCAUCAGAUCGAUCCAAGUAUCCAUUUCUCGAAAGCUUUGAUUUUUAGCCUGUAUGGAGAUUUAGAAGAGUAGCUUUAAAAGUUUCUUAGGCUUAUCCUAUUAAGCUUGUGCUCGGUAACAAAAAAUUCUCAAACAAAACAUUGCAUUGAAGGCAAAAAGAGGGAGCGGUUUGCUAUGGAGCACUUGCUGAUCAGGACUGAACCUCAGUAACUUUUUUAGAAACUUUGUGGUAGCUUCGUAUAUUGGGAAUAAAAUAAAAAGGGUUACCUCUAAUGGUGAAGUAGAUGAAUUUUCUUCCCUUCAAUGAUGAAGAUUUCAUAAAAAUUGGGUUCCUUUUUCCAAGGGAGAAAAUUUAUCCGCUUCAUUGCUAACUGGUAAUCUUUAAUAGGAUCGGAUUGUAUUGUUUUCUCUAGACAAUUAAUUAUCUUUUCUGUUUCGUCUCUCUUGUCUAUGAGUAUAUUGAUCAUUUUCAAAUCUUUGUUCAUUCAAUCAUGUUUUUAUGUUCAAUUUUAAUUCUAAAGUUCAAGUAAUUAUAUUGUUUACAUGCAUAAGAAAAGUUAUUCAUGAAACUUACCAUAUGAGCUUCACAUAUGACUAUUAAAUUGCCAAAU
This is a messenger RNA of Durio zibethinus, 1908 nucleotides long. Its product is annotated as zinc finger protein WIP3-like. Gene Ontology annotation, molecular function: DNA-binding transcription factor activity. Gene Ontology annotation, biological process: regulation of gene expression; anatomical structure development. Gene Ontology annotation, cellular component: nucleus. NCBI's taxonomy places the organism in Eukaryota, Viridiplantae, Streptophyta, Magnoliopsida, Malvales, Malvaceae. The record is from RefSeq and is a predicted model, not a curated record.